Molecule: messenger RNA, 379 nt
Organism: Radiomyces spectabilis
Lineage: Eukaryota; Fungi; Mucoromycota; Mucoromycetes; Mucorales; Radiomycetaceae
Exons: 1
Coding region: 92-337 (81 amino acids)
Source: RefSeq, a predicted model, not a curated record
UCUGAUCUCUCAAUUCAAUGCACAUCCCAAUUUAUAGUCUUUUUGAAAGCGGAGUUCUACAGGGGACUAAAACACGACAUCCAAAGCUCACAUGGGACCUUCAUUCACCUUCAUCCACCUUCAUUCAUCACUGCACCGGACCUUCAUCCACCUUCAUCCAACAUUCCACCGGACCUCCAUCCACCUUCAUCCAACAUUUCACCGGACCUUCAUCCGCCUUCAUCCACCUUCAUUCAACAUUGCACCGGACCUUCAUCCGCCAUUCAGCCGGACCUUCAUCCAUCUUCAUCCAAACUACUGCGGACAUUCAGCUUCCAUCUUGGCGAAUUUUUGUUGAGCUCACUUUGUGUCACGUUGACUGCACAGAAUUACCGAUCAG